AGCAGUUAGAGUUAAAAAGAUAAAUUAUGUCUCCAAUGUUAUCUUGCAGUAUUGGCGAACAUUAAGCCACGGAGCGGGCACACCGGUGGAUGCCAACAAGGGCGUGCAAGGUGACGGACAUACGCCGCAUACCUUCGGUGUCACAACCGAGCAAACAGAUUCAUCGAUCGCUCAAGUCAGCUCCAGCAUGAGCCCUACUGUGCUCGCAGAGGGGACUCCUGACCUCAGUCUGCAGCAACCAAUGAUGCCAACUGCUGUGGUCCGCGACCUACGACCACCCACUCGGCCGUACCAGCUAGUCCCUACUCUAUUGCAGCGGCCCACGGGGACUCCUGCGUUGUACACGCCUUGGACGCCAACACGUGUGCUUCAGCGCCGGAAGCAUAUCAGAAAGCGCAUGGGUUUUCUCAUGCAAAUCUUGGAGCGGGAGCAGACUGAGCGAAUACGGCGAGCACGGCCGCUGCCGGAUUUCCGAGCCGGGGACAUCUUAGAGGUCCGCAUGAUGCUCCCAGAGGCGGAGCGCAAGGUUACGAUUUACCGCGGCGUCUGCAUUGCCCGUUACCACAAGGGCAUUCGAAGCUCCUUCAAGAUCUAUAACGUCUACCCGGAGUGCGGUGGCGUGGUGCAGCACAUCCCGCUCUACAUGCCUGACUUGAUGGGGAUUAAAGUCGUGGGCCGCAUUCCGGCGUCGCAGGAGCGGCUGUUCUAUCUGCUGGACCGGGAAACCAGCGACUACACGUUCCAGACGGGUGUCUCGGCGGCAAAUUGA
Messenger RNA from Volvox carteri f. nagariensis, 769 nucleotides. RefSeq names its product mitochondrial ribosomal protein L19 (gene mrpL19). Gene Ontology annotation, biological process: translation. Lineage: Eukaryota; Viridiplantae; Chlorophyta; Chlorophyceae; Chlamydomonadales; Volvocaceae. Gene Ontology annotation, cellular component: ribosome. Gene Ontology annotation, molecular function: structural constituent of ribosome. The record is from RefSeq and is a predicted model, not a curated record. Bases 188 to 769 code for a protein of 193 amino acids. The transcript has 2 exons.